AUGGCUGAAAAUAUUUAUGAUUUACAAGAGAGUGGCGUGUGGAAACAAACAUCAGUAUUGCCCGUCUCACCUACGGCGGGUCCUGUUUUGCGUUUGUGUUGGGCACAUCCAGAAUUUGGAGUAAUUAUAGCAACAGCUACUUUCGAUCGAUUCGUUAAUGUCUGGGAAGAAGUCCCAGCAUCGCUAAGUGAUUCAGAACUUUAUGCAACAAAAUGGGUGAAUAAAGGACCCUUAUGUGAUUUGGCAUCGACUUAUAACACAGUUGCAAUAAAAUUUGCUCCAAAACAUUUAAAUUUAAUAUUAGCUAUUGCAUUUUAUGAUGGUAUUGUUCGAUUUUACGACUUUACCGAUGGUGAAGGACGAAUAAAGGAAGAGAUUCAAACAAAAAUGUCUUGUUUGAAUUGUUUAUCAUGGAGUACUGCAAGGUAUCAUUUACCUACUGUGUUGGCUAUUGGAAGUGACGAUUGCAAUAGUACAGGAAAUAAAUUACAGUUAUGGGAGUAUGAUAUGAACCGUAAAGCAAUUAAAGUUGAACAAACAAUAGCGAUGACAGACACAAUAAAAGAUUUACAAUUUGCUCAAAAUUUUGGACAAUCCUAUCACUUAUUAGCUGUAGCAUCACAUUGUAUUCAACUAGUUACCAUAAAACCACAAAAAAAAGAACCCAAUGAUUUGAAGGCAAGCGUAUAUGAAUUCAGAAUAAUAUCGACUUUGGAUGAUCAUGGAUCAACAGUAUGGCGUGUAUCGUUUAAUGUGUUUGGCUCUGUUUUGUAUAGUUGUGGCGACGAUGGACGUGUUAGACAAUUUAAAGGUUCAACGAAUAAUGGUCCAUGGAUAUGCAUUAACACGGUACAAACAGAUGGAUCAAUGAUUCCAACUCAUGAAAAGCCUAUCACUGAAUCAAAUCGAACAGAUAUUUCAUCCAAUGAGUCGAUUACUACGAAAAGUGAAUGA
This is a messenger RNA of Didymodactylos carnosus, 954 nucleotides long. The record is from the annotation of a GenBank genome assembly. Lineage: Eukaryota; Metazoa; Rotifera; Eurotatoria; Philodinida; Philodinidae.